AUGCCUUUUGAAGUUCUUCUUAUUGUUGAACCACUCUUGCCUCAUCUCAUAGGUGAUCCUCGAGUCCAGGAGACUAAGUUGAUAUGGGUUGAACCAGAAUUAACAUGUUGGGUCCAGAACUCCAAUGCAGAGCAAAAUGGAGAACUGGCACUGGAAAUCACAGUGGAAAAGAUAGCGGCUGCACAGAACGGUGGCACCUGGGGCGUAGUAAUGGAUGCAUGUGUCCCUGUGAUGGAUCUAAUUGACACCACCAGAUCAACUGAAGUUUAUAUUGAAAGGUUUCUUAUGUUCUGCCCUCCUCUCAGAUCAUUCUUUCAGCACCUUUCCAAGGCUGUUGGGAUAGUUACAAAAUCAGUUCUCACGGAGCACCUGAUAACCGUGGCAAGCAGCAUGACCUGCACAGGUAGCUUGCAUGGCUUCAAUAGAUCUGGUUAUGAGGCCACAUUCCAGUCCCUAAAGGUUCAGGCACCAUUUACGAAAGCUACACUGUCUCAGUCGGGACUGGCUCAGCUUUCAAAAUCGACUGGAACGAUGAGAACCAGUCUGCAAGCAACGAAAUACUCAGAGUACAAUUUAUAUGACUUCCUCGAAGCCGUUGGAACAAUAGGAGCUACUGAACAGAAGACAGAUGUUCCUCACAGUUUAUGCUUGUAUGACGUUGACCAGCUUCCAGAGGACGAAGUUCAAGAGGAUGAGGUGGUAUGUUUGGGUGGAACUAGACCAAUAUCAUGGACAGACAAGCCAAAAGGUGAUUCCCUGAGGCAUGAUUUUAUGGGUAGGGCUGGGAUGUGCAGCACUGUACAGGAACACCAGGGAAUGCAAAAUAAGAUAAAAUGGAACUCAAUUCCAAACUGGAGAAAUGAUAAGCCAAUGAGCCCUCCCCGUACAGCUUUUGCAGAAUCAACUAGCACCAGAGGACAGAACAAGAGACGGUUUACUGGCCAAGUAUAUGCGCGAAAGCAACCAAAGCAUAGCUGGAGCCAAGCUGCGACACACAAAGAUAACAAGCUAAGUUGGUAUAGAGAAAAUGUUGCAGGUGCACAGGACUUCGCCAAUGCAGAAUCAUCUAGCUCAAGUGGAUGGAACAGGAAGAAUUGUGGUUUUGGUCGAGGUGGUCGUAGAGGUGGCGGUAGAGGCAUGUGGAAAUCAGAGGGAUCACACCGUGGAGGCAGUAACAACAGGAACUGGAGAGCCCAGAAUACCAACAGUGCUAGACAAGGAAGGGACAGUAGUUUCAUACCAGUGGAGCAGCAGAUAUACGCACAAAUAUAA
Messenger RNA from Miscanthus lutarioriparius, 1272 nucleotides. Lineage: Eukaryota; Viridiplantae; Streptophyta; Magnoliopsida; Poales; Poaceae. The record is from the annotation of a GenBank genome assembly.